AUGCCUCCCCCGCACUAUGAUUUCUUGAUUAAGCUUCUGCUCAUUGGAGAUUCUGGUGUUGGCAAAUCAUGCCUUUUGCUGCGUUUCUGUGACGACGCCUGGACCCCCUCCUUCAUUACCACCAUCGGCAUUGACUUCAAGAUCCGCACAAUUGAGCUUGACGGGAAACGUAUUAAGCUGCAGAUAUGGGAUACAGCUGGACAGGAGCGCUUCAGGACCAUCACGACAGCCUACUAUCGCGGAGCGAUGGGUAUUUUGUUGGUUUACGACGUCACAGAUGAGCGCUCAUUCAACAAUAUCCGAACGUGGCAUUCGAAUAUCGAGCAGCAUGCUUCUGAAGGCGUAAACAAGAUCCUCAUCGGAAACAAAUCAGAUUGGACGGAUAAGCGGGCAGUCACUGAAGAACAAGGUCGCGAGCUUGCGAAUGAGUUGGGAAUCAAGUUCAUGGAGACUUCCGCCAAGGUGAACGAAGGUGUCGAGGAGGCUUUCUUCACACUAGCAAGGGAUAUCAAGACCCGUCUGAUUGACUCACAAGCAGACAGCGCAGCGCCGCCCACCGACUCACUUAAAGUCAACCAACCUGCGGCGCAGUCGACACAAGGCUGUUGUUCAUAA
Psilocybe cubensis is the source of this 615-nucleotide messenger RNA. RefSeq lists its product as uncharacterized. Gene Ontology annotation, cellular component: plasma membrane; endosome. The transcript has 6 exons. Gene Ontology annotation, biological process: protein secretion; protein localization to plasma membrane; regulation of exocytosis. Gene Ontology annotation, molecular function: GTPase activity; GTP binding. NCBI's taxonomy places the organism in Eukaryota, Fungi, Basidiomycota, Agaricomycetes, Agaricales, Agrocybaceae. The record is from RefSeq and is a predicted model, not a curated record. The coding region runs from base 1 to 615 and encodes 204 amino acids.